Messenger RNA from Ailuropoda melanoleuca (giant panda), 2802 nucleotides. RefSeq names its product CD36 molecule (CD36 blood group) (gene CD36). Gene Ontology annotation, biological process: lipid storage; long-chain fatty acid import into cell; low-density lipoprotein particle clearance. NCBI's taxonomy places the organism in Eukaryota, Metazoa, Chordata, Mammalia, Carnivora, Ursidae. The transcript is spliced from 15 exons. The record is from RefSeq and is a predicted model, not a curated record. Gene Ontology annotation, cellular component: cytoplasm; cell surface; caveola. The coding region runs from base 453 to 1871 and encodes 472 amino acids. Gene Ontology annotation, molecular function: low-density lipoprotein particle receptor activity; scavenger receptor activity; low-density lipoprotein particle binding.
UAAAAAUAGACGCGUAAAACAGCCAUACCAGUAGUGUGAUGUGGGUGGGUUUCUUUCUUUCUUUUUUUUUUUUUCCUAAAUCCUCUGGCAACAAACCACUCACUGGGAUUUGAUACCGUACUUUUUUUUUUAAAGCAUAUUUAAACUCACACACUUUAUGUAAUGAGGAUUUUAGUGUAGGGUUUUUCUGCAGAGUACCAUUUGGUCCUACCAAGAACAGUCUGUUCAAAUGUUUGAGCCUUUGAUUGAAAGAUCUUUCUUAGUCUUUUUAAAGAUAGCUUAUGAAUGAUUAGAAGAAUUGAUUCUUUCUGAGACUCCUCGGAACGUUCCCUAUAAAAGCUGUAUCUUGCCGUAUACUUGUGAAUAAGAACCGUACCUCUUGAAACCACUAUCAGACCUGGGAGUUGAAAAGAAGCAGGUGCUGAGCUGUAAUUUUUUCCCCGCUUAAGAAAAUGGGCUGUGAUCGGAACUGUGGGCUCAUUGCUGGUGCUGUCAUCGGCGCCGUGCUGGCCGUGUUCGGAGGGAUUCUGAUGCCAGUCGGAGACAUGCUCAUUGAGAAUACCAUUAAGAAGCAAGCUGUACUCGAAGAAGGUACAGUUGCCUAUCAAAAUUGGGUUAAAACUGGCUCAGAAGUUUAUAGACAGUUUUGGAUCUUUGACGUGCAAAACCCAGAGGAAGUGGUUGUGAACAGCAGCGCAAUUAAGGUUAAACAAAGAGGUCCUUACACAUACAGAGUUCGUUAUCUAGCCAAAGAAAAUAUAACCCACGACUCUGAGAGCCACACAGUCUCUUUUGUCCAGCCCAAUGGUGCCAUCUUCGAACCUUCACUUUCCGUUGGAACAGAGAAUGACACUCUCACUGUUCUCAAUCUGGCUGUAGUGGCUGCAGCCCAUCUCUAUCCAAGUGCAUUUGUUCAAGUGGUACUCAAUUCACUUAUCAAAAAGUCAAAAUCUUCUUUGUUUCAAAAAAGAACUGUGAAAGAGUUUUUGUGGGGCUAUAAGGAUCCGUUCUUGAGUUUGGCUCCAUACCCUGUUUCCACAACAGUUGGUGUGUUUUAUCCUUACAACAACACCGCAGAUGGAGUUUAUACAGUUUUCAGUGGGAAAGACAACAUAAACCAAGUUGCCGUAAUUGACACUUAUAAAGGUAAAAGGAAUCUGUCCUAUUGGCCAAGCUAUUGUGACAUGAUUAAUGGUACAGAUGCAUCCUCAUUUCCACCUUUUGUUGAGAAGACGCGAGUAUUGCGUUUCUUUUCCUCUGACAUUUGCAGGUCAAUCUAUGCUGUGUUUGGAGCUGAAAUUAAUCUGAAAGGAAUCCCUGUCUAUAGAUUUGUUCUUCCACCUGUGGCCUUUGCAUCUCCACUUCAAAAUCCAGAUAACCAUUGUUUCUGCACAGAAAAAGUUAUCUCAAAAAAUUGUACGUCAUAUGGUGUGCUAGACAUUGGCAAAUGCAAAGACGGAAAACCUGUGUACAUUUCACUUCCUCAUUUUCUACAUGCAAGUCCUGAUGUUGGAGAACCUAUUGAAGGCUUAAGUCCAAAUGAAGAGGAACAUAGCACAUACUUAGAUGUUGAACCUAUAACUGGAUUCACUUUACGAUUCGCAAAACGGCUACAAAUCAACCUAUUGGUCAAGCCAGCAAAAAAAAUUGACGUAUUAAAGAAUCUGAAGCGAAACUAUAUCGUGCCUAUUCUUUGGCUUAAUGAGAGUGGUACCAUUGGUGAUGAAAAUGCAGAAAAAUUCAGAAAACAAGUGACUGGAAAAAUAAACCUCCUUGGCCUGGUAGAAAUGAUCUUACUCAGUGUUGGUGUGGUGAUGUUUGUUGCUUUUAUGAUUUCAUACUGUGCAUGCAGAUCAAAGAAAGUAAAAUAAGCAAUAAAUGAGUUUUUACCUUUAUGCACCAGCUACGUCAGGACCUUUGUUACUAUUGGCCUACAAAACGAAGAGUUAAUAGGCUUUAUUUUUACAAAACACACCUUAUCUCCUAGUCGAAGAAAUGGUGGCAUUAUUAUUUUUUGCACUAAGCAGCAGCACAUUUCUAAAGGUUUUAAGAUGUUGUUAAAUUCCAUGCUUUGAACACAAAACUGGAACCUUUUAAAAUUCAUCAUGUGCACAAUCGAAUUGAUUUCAGUUUCUGUAGACCUGGCUCAAGCAUAAACCAACUGUUUUUAUUUGGUACUGAUUCACUAACUGACUGGUUCCCUGGUGGCAAAUUCAGCAGAGUGGACGUUCUCAACAAAUCUUGGACCCUGAACUCCUGUCUUCUUUAUCAAGGGAAAACCAUCAAUGUCCCUGUUCAGUUGCAAUAGAUUGACCCCAGGACUGUCAGUAUAUCACAGUUCACGAGCACCAACUAUUUUGAAAGACAUUUAAGAAUGGAAAGUAAAAUUAUAUAUUACUCAAGUUUCUUUCUCUUUGGAAUCCUUUGUACAGCAACAGCAGGCUUUGUAACCAUUUUCUUACUGCAUAACAAUAUGGGCUUAUAUUUUGUCACUGUUUAUGCAAAUGGACAUCAUUUUUAGCACAUUUUGGCUCUUUGUGUUUAAGGACUUUGUCAUCUUCCACGUUCUGCAGCUUUUCUGGCAAUAUGAAUAGAUUGUGUUCUUUCUACUCAGUUACAUACAACAUGCUUGGCAACCUCAGAGUGCUGUGCUAGGUAUUAAGAGAUGUAAAUGAUAAUAAAGGAAUUGUAUGAAAGAUUAUCAGGAGUAGAAUGUGCAUUAACAGUUAUUUGUUAUAAUAGCUCUUGCUUUCAUAGUCACCUCAGAAUGGUCUCAACCAGUAAAAUAUGUUCUUCCUCAAA